Papaver somniferum (opium poppy) is the source of this 1698-nucleotide messenger RNA. RefSeq lists its product as uncharacterized. The transcript has 6 exons. Bases 285 to 1154 code for a protein of 289 amino acids. The record is from RefSeq and is a predicted model, not a curated record. NCBI's taxonomy places the organism in Eukaryota, Viridiplantae, Streptophyta, Magnoliopsida, Ranunculales, Papaveraceae.
UUGAUCUGUUACUUAUUAGAAAAAAAUAUUUCUCUUAGAAAAUUUAAUUAGGGUUUUUAGAAUUUUUGGGCUUUUCCUUCUGUUCUAUCUUCUCUCCCUCUUGAUUCCUCUGAAAAUCAUAGGGAUCGUUCUUGAUUUUCUAUUGUCUAGGUUGAUCUGUUACUUAUAGAAAAAUAUAUUUCUCUUAGAAAAUCUAAUUAGGGGUUUUAGGAUUUUUGAGCUUUUUCUUUUGUUCUAUCUUCCAUGGUUAAUUUAUUUUAACGAUUAAUAUUUGUUUUUAAAGGAUGGAUACAAUUCAAGAAAAAGAACUAAACGAAGAAAAGAAGCAGACGAAGAAGACGAAGAAGAAGAAUGCCUGGGAGAAGAGGAAGGAGAUGAAUGCCAGGGAGAAGAGGAAGGAGAUGAAUGCCAGGGAGAAGAAAGAAGAAGAAGAAGUUGAGUUUGCCUUUGUAUUGUGUCUACCCUUUGUGUUUAGGCAUGACGUUGUUGGUCUUGUCUUGAAGGAAUUCACCCAAAUUGGUUUGAAGUUAUUAGACCUGAGAUUGGUGAGUGUCUCAAGAAAAUUUAUAGACGCUCACUUUGAGAAGGAGGGUAGAUCUGUACUUAAAACUACAGGAUUUCCAUAUCUUGGUGUUGGUCCAUUCCUUGCUAUGAAAUUGGAAGGAAAUGAUGCUAUCAAGGAAGCUUGUCGAGCCAUAGCAAACUGGAAAUUCAGGUCAACUGUUUACAUUAGUGCUACAGUUGAAAAGGCACUAGAAGAUGCUGCAACCUGGUUCCGCGACGAUGCUUCUGACUCGUUACAGAAAGCAAUGAAGAGGAACAGAAUGAUAUUCAACCACCCUGAUCACGGCAUAUGUGGUGGCUUGCCAGUACAAAUUAUACAAAGCAUAGUGAAAUACACCCGAAUCGCUUUUACCCUCUCAAGUAGAACUCAGCGGUUCGUCCUAAUCAAGCCAAAGGCUUUCGAGGAAGGAAUUAUACCAGAGUUGCUAAGUACUAUUGAGAGUAACUGCCUUUACAUGAAAGGGUUAAAGCUGGUAAAAAAGUCUGAAGUUCCCGACAGUGUUGCGUGGUCUGAUGAUAAUUCUUCUUCCUCGGGUGAAACUCAGGCUGAAGAAUAUGGUAUUGAUAAUUCUUCCAGGUUUAAUGUUUGAUACAGAAGGUUCCUUGAUCAUCGGGAAGGAUCAUGUUAGCAGAGAGUUUGUGUUUGUAAGUGCGGCAGCGGAAUCGUCGUUGAAGUUUGUUAAAGAGUUUUUCGAAUUUGGUGUUGUUGGCUGGCUGGAUCCAUCUAUACCACCUGGCUUUCACGGCGGUUACUUCGAUUCAACCUUAACUGGCCUUGAAUUUGAGGAUCAGGAUCCAGAUAUGACUAAUCUGAUAAAUGAGUUCAAAAGGACUUGGCUUGAAUUCGAGGAUCAGGAUGCUCCCGAGAUGGAUAAACAUUUUCAAAUUUUGGAUCUGAUUUGCUAAAUCCAGCUAUAACUGAAUUUAGCGGUGGUUCCUGAACUGGGGAUUUAUAUGUUUAUUUUCUCCCUCAUUCACUCUCGUAUAUUCAAUUUGUCUUUUGUUUUUAUGAAAUCUCUUGGAAUAAUCUAUUCCUUGUUUGUUUGUUUAUUCUGUGUGUUUAUGCUGGCUUCAUGUGAGCAAACAAGUAUAUUGAUGUGUGCGCUAUUCUCAAGUUACCAAUCUUUUGCUGCA